Molecule: messenger RNA, 2297 nt
Organism: Xiphophorus couchianus (Monterrey platyfish)
Lineage: Eukaryota; Metazoa; Chordata; Actinopteri; Cyprinodontiformes; Poeciliidae
Product: SPRY domain-containing SOCS box protein 2
Exons: 3
Coding region: 1181-2035 (284 amino acids)
Biological process (GO): proteasome-mediated ubiquitin-dependent protein catabolic process; intracellular signal transduction
Cellular component (GO): SCF ubiquitin ligase complex
Molecular function (GO): protein binding
Source: RefSeq, a predicted model, not a curated record
UUCUUUUUCAGUUUUUGAGUUUUUUCCUUUAGUUUAACCCUCUGCUUGAUAAGAGAUAUCUAUAAAGAGUAUAAAUACACACAGCAGCAGAUGUCAGAAUGUGUUUAUCUACUUUAUGUUCUACUUUUGUCUUGGGCAAAUUAAAGUACAUACUUCAAACAUAAAUUUCAUGCUAAGAGAAGAAGAACCUGUUAUAAUUGUUGUGAUAUUUGCUGAGGAAUCUUUCAGAAGAAAAUCGUUGCACCAGACCUAAUAAAUUUUUUAAUUUACAGUCAAAGCUGGAGAGAUUGGUGCUCUGUGGUGAAACAUACAUGAUACUAAACUUUACCUGUCAGUUAGAAAAAGAAAAAUCAUUGCUAUUUGCUAAAUAAUUCAUAUUAAAACUGAAACAACUGUCACAACUUGACCUCUCUACUGUUUGAGUUCUGAAUAAUAACUAGAGGCGUCUCCAAGACAUUACAUAAACACAGUCCAUCCCAAAAAUUAAGUACAGACAUUGGUAAAAGCCCCAGAUAUUAGAUUAUAAAAACAGCUUUUUCAACGUGACAUACCAAGUUUCACAGAUAAAUGCGCCUUUUAUAUAAGUUGUUCUGAAUGACUGACAAAUUAAAACCCUAAUGUCUGAUCAGUAACUAGAAGGGAACAUUCGCCUGUAAGACUCUACGCAGGGCUUAUUAGCCCUCCGCUCUGCCUGCGCCAACGCCGCCUUUAUGCUCCAACAUAAUGAGCCGCUUUGGAUUUUAUUUCAUUUUUCUCUUCUUGUUAAUCAAAAGCCCGAGUGUGAUUUUAUUCCUGUGUUUCGUCAUUUAUGUUUACAUCCAUUACAGAACCCGCUAGGGAAGGAAAAAAAGCAGCUGAAUCUGGUCGAUGCAGGCAAAGUGAUGAGGAUGUAGGUCGUUUCGUCCAGCAUCCGUCUCAUUUAUUUACAAACACGUCACGGAUCUCUCGUCCUUGUCUCUGCGAGGAUGGCGUCAGACCCAAGUGAUGGACUGUGCUGUUCCUGUCCCGGAGGUCGAUACCAAAAACCAGGUCAGACGGGGGUGGUACCUCACCGGGCAGCGAUAAGACCCGCAGGAUGCUUGAUAAGAGAUGACUAUAAAGCAGAGACACAGAGCUGUGCAGACAGAGGGUAGGACCCAAACCAACUGCUCUUCUUUGACACAGAUUUAUCUUCAUCCUAAUGGGUCUCAUCCUGUCUGCCUGGCUGAACGGCCCAGCAGCUGACGGAGUCCCCUCUUCUUCAUCAGCUUUCAUUCCGCUGGCCGUCCCAACCUCGUCCAGAGUCGCCCUCAUCCUGAACUCCUCCGCAGUGUCUCCAGGAGACAGACGCUCACACUGGAGCUCGCAGCACCACUCUCCUCACUUCCAGCUCUCUCAGUGCAAGCAGGAAGUGACACGCGCACCUGCCGAGCUCAGCAGCGAUGGGGUCAGGGCCGAGGUGGGGGUGGAGAGUGGGCUCCAUGUGUGGGAGGUAACUUGGAACCCUGAGCACAGAGGAAGUCAUGCAGUCAUAGGAAUUUCGAGGCAGGACUGUCCUCUGCAAGACUCGGGUUAUAAAGUUCUGGUGGGUGGAGAUUCCCUGUCUUGGGGAUGGGAACUACAAACCAAUCAGCUCUGGCAUCGUGGAGAAACUCUGGCGUGUUUUCCGUGUGAAAGGAGGGGGUCUCUUAGAUUGAAAUCCUCAGACUCACUGCACAGCAAAGAGACAGAUGCACCUCUCCUUAUUCCUGAACGCGUCCAGCUGGUCCUGGAUGCUGAUGCAGGGACUCUGGGGUUUGCUGUCCAUGGCAGCUUCCUGGGUGUUGCAUUCAGGGACCUUCCUCCUGGAGUGGAACUGUUCCCAGCAGUAAGCAGCGUGAGAGGAGGAGCACGGAUUGUAUUGCGCUAUCUGAAUGGAACUACACGUAAUCCUCCUGCCCUGAAGGCUCUGUGUGGACUAUCAAUUCUGCAGAAUUUAGGGCAACAAGGGCAGAACCAAGUGGACAAACUGCCUCUACCACCUUUACUCCAACACUACCUGCUUUCCUCUUUCUAAUUCCCUUGCACAUUUACAUGCAAACGCUUUUGCAUUUUCUGUUAAAUACAUUUGUUUGUAUUGUUUGUACAAUACAAGCAAGUUGUUUGUACUGUAUUGUAUCAACUAUUUAUUGAUAGUUUUAUAAUUGAGAAACUCACUUUGGAUAAUGGUAUUUAAAAACCUUCACACAAGCCUGAUAAGGACUCCUUCAACUACAAACACAUGUAAAUAGUCUGAAUGUUUGUUUUAUUAAACCAGACUUGCGGAUACAUAAACCUUU